GGCAUGUGACCAACGGUCGCGGGAAGUCCUUUGCCACGCGCGUGAUAGGAAGAGGACUACUCUUGUCUCAUUCAAACUUUUUUGUAAACAUUGGUAUGGUUUUAUUGCGGAAAGACGUGUUUCUGUUUCGCUGAGCUUUCGAAAAGGUAGUGACGGAUACCGAUACCCGACUGGACCCGGCGGUUUGCUAUUUGUUUCUAGUUUAAGAUCAAUUUUGGACGUUGCUCUGUGAAAUACGUUGCCAGCUAAGUUUAACGUUACUCCGUGGCCAUUUCUCAGCGUUGGAUGGGCGUGUAGGAGUUAGCAAACAAGUUAACAUUUUGUGAGAUCUUAGCUGAGCUUUAAAGCGUUUUACUGCAGUUUUGGGACAUUUUUAGUUAAUACCUUUUUAAGGUAGUUAGAAGUUUACUGGUUUUGUGGGGUUUUUUACGAUAAACGCCACUGCAAUUGUAGUGGAAGUCGAACCGCGUGAUUUUUUUCCCGUCGACGAAGCCGGGGUUUAAAUCCUGAAAAUGUCGAGCUACAGUCGCCAUCGUCACGGAUCCCCCUCGCCGAAAUCUCGACCAAUUCGUCAAAAAUUACAGUUUACAUCCAGCGACGGGGAGGACGACCCUAUUGAGGACGUUAACAACAGUACCGGGGGAGAGUCUGGCUUCACGGAGAUGGAUUCCCCGAUGCCAGUGCGACGAGACGCCGUCGCCAAACGGCUGGAAGGGAACAGCAGCCCCCUGAACCAGUCCGGUGGGGACGACGACGUGGAGCUGUGGGACGAAGAAAGUUUUGGCUCCCCGACCCACCUGCGGUCACCAAGCAGCGUUCUCUUUGCCAACUGCUCACCGUCCCCGAGGAAAACUUCUCGGCUUUACGGAGGGUCACCGGAGCGGUCCUACGUCCAGGACGACGGGGAAGGAUCCAGCUCCCCGAUCCCCGACUGCCCCGACACACCUCCACAUAAAACCUUCAGAAAACUCAGACUUUUUGACACGCCGCACACGCCAAAGAGUUUGUUGUCCAGAGCCAGGGGCACCAGCACGGGAUCCUCCAGCAGGAGAGUUGCCCUGUUCAAGAAUGUGGAGCCUUCAGGAAAGUCAAUCACAGACAGCAGCAGGAGGCUGCAGACCCCUCUGGUCAACUUUAACCCCUUCACCCCUGACUCACUCCUCAUCCAGUCUGCCACACAGCAGAAAAACAACAGGAAACGAGCACACUGGAAUGACUCUUGUGGAGAAGACAUGGAGGCAAGUGACGGCGAGGGAGAGGAGGAGGUCUUGCCCCCAUCCAAGAGGAUCACCAUGAUGGAAAGCAACAUGAUGUCCAGGUACACCUCAGAGUUCCUCGAGCUGGAGAAGAUUGGCUGUGGGGAGUUUGGUGCUGUGUUCAAGUGUGUGAAAAGACUUGACGGUUGCAUCUACGCCAUCAAGAGAUCAAAGAAACCUCUGGCAGGAUCAGUAGACGAACAGAACGCCUUACGGGAGGUGUAUGCCCACGCAGUGCUGGGCCAACAUCCCCACGUGGUGCGUUACUACUCGGCCUGGGCCGAGGACGACCACAUGCUCAUCCAGAACGAGUACUGCAACGGCGGCACGCUGUCUGACGUCAUCGCAGAGAACUACAGGAGGCUCAGCUACCUGUCGGAGCUGGAGCUGAAAGAUCUGCUGCUGCAGGUCACACGAGGACUCAAGUACAUCCACUCUACUUCUCUGGUGCACAUGGACAUCAAACCCAGCAACAUCUUUAUUUCACGGAAGUCUGUAGCCAGCUGUGACGAAUGUGAUGAGGACGACGGACUGACCACCAGUGUCGUGUACAAAAUAGGUGAUCUCGGUCAUGUGACAAGAGUGAACAAUCCACAAGUGGAGGAGGGUGACAGCAGAUACUUGGCCAAUGAAGUUUUACAAGAGGACUACAGUAACUUGACGAAGGCAGACAUCUUUGCUCUGGCCCUGACUGUUGUCAGCGCCUCGGGGGCGGAGCCUCUUCCAACCAAUGGUGACAAAUGGCAUGAGAUCAGACAGGGCAAACUCCCCGCCAUCCCCCAAGUACUUUCUCCAGAGUUUCUCAGUCUUCUCAAGCUGAUGAUCCACCCUGAUCCAAGCAGACGACCUUCAACCUCUGACCUCAUCAAACACCCGGUGCUCCUGACGGCCGCCAGAAUGAGUGCAGACCAGCUCAGAGUCGAGCUCAACGCCGAGAAGUUCAAGAACGCACUGCUUCAGAAGGAGCUGAAGAAGGCCCAGCUGGCUAGAGCUGCAGCAGAGGAGAAGGUUUUGUCCACCGACAGGAUCCUCACCCGCUCCACAGUCCAGUCGAACUCCAGAACCUCCAGACUCAUCGGCAAGAAGAUGAAUCGAUCGGUCAGCCUCACCAUCUACUGAGAUUUAAAUCCGCCCUGACGGGAAGUGAAUCACGAAGGCUCAUGGACCUGUUAAUCAGAACCGUUCAGAUGAAACGGUCUCUCUUUCUUUUCAAGGAGAACCCUGUCAGUUGCUCUUGUUGGGUUCCUCCACCCAAACAAAGCUGUAGACUGUUAACCACAUUGAACUUGAACUCGUUAACAGUAGACUCUCGUUGCCAACACAGUUCAGCCUUUUUUUCCAAUGAACUUUGGGAAAAAGAAACAGUCAUUCCUCAAAGGUAGUUACUGUACCUUUUACACUCUGUCAUUCCUUAUGUUUGCAUAGAUGUCAGGCUCUCUUCCUCCAUUUCUGUCAUUGCACUUCCCACGACAAAGCCGAAGCCUGUUGGCAGCGGAUCAGAGCUGCAGUGAAGCUCUCUUCAGUGUGAAUGUACUUGCCGUAGCCGUGCGCACCUUACUGCCUGUCAAACGCCUGAUGCUGGGUACCGGAGGAUCUGAGAACUGACGAUUUCUGUGUUUGUAAUGGAGCACUUUGGAGGCAACACGUGGAACUUGCCAAAUUCUACUUUUUUUUUUUUUUUGUUAAAGAAAAAAAACUGCUGCUAUUGAUGUUUUGUGUGUAUCAGGGUUUGGCCAGUUUCAGGUUGGAUCAUUCUAGAGGUCAUGGCUCUUAUUUCCAAGUAGCAGGAGUCCACCCCACCACCUAAUAUCUUUGUCUGGUCAGGUGGAAAAUGGAUCAUACCAUAAUCAUUUGAGGAAAAUCAUCCAGUUGGUUUGAAGUACCAAAACCAGUGAGUUAAGAAUGGAUCCCGCGGCGUUUUAGUUUCACCCCGUCGAUUGGUGCAGCCAACCCUGCCUGUAGCAUUAGAACAAUCAUCGUCCUGUUCUCUGGAUUCUCAUGUCUUCUGUUAUUUUCUUUUCCCACAAGGCUCAUCUUCAGUUGCUGUUUAGAAGUAUUCCUCAUCUGUUUGUUUCCGUUAUCGCUAACACAAAACCCCCUUUCUGCUGUUGUAACCUGUACAUAUGUUCUUUUAAUAAAUUCACACUGUC
Molecule: messenger RNA, 3406 nt
Organism: Scatophagus argus
Lineage: Eukaryota; Metazoa; Chordata; Actinopteri; Scatophagidae
Gene: wee1
Product: WEE1 G2 checkpoint kinase
Exons: 10
Coding region: 513-2375 (620 amino acids)
Biological process (GO): mitotic cell cycle; protein phosphorylation
Cellular component (GO): nucleus
Molecular function (GO): ATP binding; non-membrane spanning protein tyrosine kinase activity; magnesium ion binding
Source: RefSeq, a predicted model, not a curated record